Lotus japonicus is the source of this 831-nucleotide messenger RNA. RefSeq names its product F-box/kelch-repeat protein At3g23880-like. The record is from RefSeq and is a predicted model, not a curated record. The coding region runs from base 1 to 831 and encodes 276 amino acids. NCBI's taxonomy places the organism in Eukaryota, Viridiplantae, Streptophyta, Magnoliopsida, Fabales, Fabaceae. The transcript has a single exon.
AUGGAAGGCGAGUCCAACCAUUUUAUAGGUUCAAUCAAUGGACUAGUGUGUUUUCGUGAUGAUCAGGAUUGUAUUAAAUUGUGGAACCCUUCUAUUAGAUUGACAUCCAGGAGAUCACCACCCGCUUUUUCUGAAGAGAUGAUGUCCAUCCCUUAUAAUGCUUUCUUGGGCUAUGAUAAAGUGAACGACAAGUACAAGGUGCUAGCAUUUGAGUAUGUUAGUCAAAGUAGAAAUAUGGCAAGACUUUAUACCUUUGGUGAAAGUGAUUGGACAACAAUUCCGGAUCUCCCGUUUGGUCACCCUAUUUGGGGUGAGCGUCAAACAUUUGUGAAUGGUAAUCUGCAUUGGUUGGUUAAGAGUGGUGAUGGUUCUCUUAAAUCAAUGAUUAUUUCCUUUGACGUGGAAAAAGAGACUUAUGGUGAAGUGUUGCUACCUCCUAAGCUGGACGGUAAAAUUCAGGAUCUUGAUCUACAUGUCUCCAAUAACUAUCUUUAUGUGUGGCAAUUUUCUCACAAAUCUCGUUAUGUUCUAUGGAUGAUGAAACAGUAUGGAGUUCGAGAGUCUUGGACUAAAUUAAUGAUAAUUCCUCGGAGUUUCCAUAUUUCUAGAUCUCAUAAUUGUGAAUACAAUGAUCCUCAUUUAAGUCCCUUGUGCAUUCUGGAAAAUGGUGUUGUUGUUCUUAGAACUACAUGCUCCCGUUCUUAUUUAGUUAUGUAUGACUCAAAAAAUGGAAAAUUUGGGCGUUAUUGUAGGAUUACGCGAAGUUCACUACGGUGGUGUAGAGGAAUUCAUCAUGAGAGUUUAGUUUCACCACCAUAUGUUUCAACUUGA